Molecule: messenger RNA, 1831 nt
Organism: Paramormyrops kingsleyae
Lineage: Eukaryota; Metazoa; Chordata; Actinopteri; Osteoglossiformes; Mormyridae
Product: protein NipSnap homolog 3A-like
Cellular component (GO): mitochondrion
Source: RefSeq, a predicted model, not a curated record
UCCAUGCUUAAAUCAAUGGAGCUAAAAUUACCUACGCUCACUAAAGUCACCUUGCAAAAAAAUUUGAGACGCCCCGGCUUCCGUACUUUGCGGAAAUAGUUUCUACGACGUGACUUGCGAGAGCGAAAUGUUGCCAAUAUGGAACGCGUUUCGGAGAACUGUAACUCAUGCAAAAAAUGCCAAAGUCUUAAAACAUGCUAAGGAACUGCGGGCUUCCAUCUCCACCGGGCCCCAGCAACAGCAUGGCACUUACUAUGAGAUCCGCUCAUACUGCAUCAAGCCUGAGCAUAACACCACCUUCCUCAAACUGUUAAAUGAGAAGAUUCACCUGCGCACAGCUCAUUCUGAACUUGUGGGCUUCUGGACUGGAGACUACGGUGCCUUCAACCAGGUCUUCCACAUCUGGAAGUAUGACAGCUAUGGCCACCGGACACGGGUGCGAGCCGCUGUGGCCACAGACCCCCAGUGGCAGGAACAGUUCAUUUCAAAGGUCUUGCCCAUGCUGGUGUCCCAGGAAGUUGAGGCUGCCUACCUGGUGCCGUGGAGUGAAAUCCAAAAGCCUGCAAAGAAAGGUGUCUACGAGCUGGUGACGUUCCAGAUGAAGCCCGGGGGCCCGGCCGUGUGGGGGAAGGCCUUCCAGGUGGCUAUCAGCGCUCGCACCGGCGCCGGCUACUCCCACUUGGUGGGUGUUUUUCACAGCGAGUUUGGACUCCUCAAUCGAGUACAUGUCCUGUGGUGGUACGAGAGCCCCGACCAGCGGGCGGCGAUUCGGCACACGGCCCACCAAGAUGCCCGUGUGGUGGCGGCAGUGAGGGAGAGUGUGUCAUACCUGGAGUCCCAGAGUAACAAACUCCUGCUUCCUACUCCGUUCUCGCCCCUCCAGUGAGCACAGGCCUUGGCGCUGAUGUCCUACCUGUUACAGUGGCUUCCUGAGCUGAUUAUUCUUUUUUCUGUGCACUUGGAGGUAAAUCACAUAAAUUCUACAUGUAGUUUGCAAACAGUUGCGAUAUAGAUGCAGUGUAUGCAGUUUGCUGUUGCUUGAACCCUUACGCUGAAAGUGCUGACGAAGUGGAUCUCGAAGAAGAUGUUAAAGAGCCAAAUGGCUUCAUUUCAGCACCCCGCUGAAUCUCUACCCUUUUUCAUCUCCAGUGGACUCCUAAAAUAUGCAUCAAAAUAUGCAUCAAACGCUCCUGGCGCAUGCACAUGCACCCCCCCACCGGUACCUGUUGAAAGAACUUCUGCUUAAAUUACACGUUUGAGCCUGGAUAGUGUGAUAAAAUAUUUUCUCUGUUGAUUGUCAUGUACAUCAUGUAUCCUGCCAAAUGCUGUGCUUAGCUUUCAAGAGCAAAAUUGCCUUUAAAAAAAACCACCGAUCCGUGUCACCAAACUGGUCCACAUCGCCCUUUAAGACACUUGCAGUUUUCAUUAUGACUCUGUGGUGUUGGGGUGGCAUUUCAGCAUCAUUUUCAUUUUAUGCUAUGGGGAUUUUCCACCAACACAAUGCGACAGCACUUUUGUAGCAAAAAACUUAAGUAUUUUAAUUGCCUUGGUCAGUAUUAGGUAAAUAAAGACAAAACAAAAUAAUGACAUUGAUCCCAAAAGUCCUUAUUGGUCAUGAUGAUAUGUUCACUGCUUAUGUUGUGGAAGAUGUCACAGAUCCACCCUGAAGUCUCUGUUGUCAUCAAGCACAUGUUGUGUGGGGGUGUACUACAGUGUUUAUGACUGUGUUUGUGGUGGGGGAGGGGGUUGUUUGUGAUCCUGUGACCGUGGCCCAUUAGUGAUGUAAUUAUGUACUGUAGAUGACUUUAAAAAUAAAUGCUUGCUGUGUCCA